Molecule: messenger RNA, 1200 nt
Organism: Emericellopsis atlantica
Lineage: Eukaryota; Fungi; Ascomycota; Sordariomycetes; Hypocreales; Bionectriaceae
Product: Calcipressin-domain-containing protein
Exons: 1
Coding region: 232-990 (252 amino acids)
Biological process (GO): calcium-mediated signaling
Cellular component (GO): cytoplasm; nucleus
Molecular function (GO): calcium-dependent protein serine/threonine phosphatase regulator activity; nucleic acid binding
Source: RefSeq, a predicted model, not a curated record
CCCUCCAUCCGCUGUCCGUAUCAAUCAUCUUAUAGCCACGACUUCAUCCUGUCCAUCCAUUUCUCUCUCUCAUACAACUACUUUUCCAACCCUUUGAACCAUCCUCAAGAUACCCUCUGCAAGAGUCGACUGUCUCUGAAGUGCAGCAUCAUCCGUUGCCUUCCACGAAAGUACACCUUGGACCCUCAGUACGCAGUCAGCGUCUACGUACCAUACACGCCACUAUCAAUCAUGGAGCCCACAGCAACAAGACCUUCGCGCUCCUCGUCUUCCGCCUCGCGCAAAUCCAACCUCUCCCUCGAUCUAUCAAAUUUGCCUCCUCUACAACCGCCGACGCCUCCUUCAAACACCUUGCUCCUGACGAACCUCGACAAUGUCGCCAUCUUCACCCCCGAUAAUCUUGCCACCAUCCGCAACCUAAUCUCCGCCUCGGCCUUCAUCCACGCAUUCGCCCCUCUCAAGUCGUUUCGGAGGAUAGUCGUAUCCUUCUUCGAUGUGGAAAGCGCCAUCAAGGUCAGGAAACUGUGGGAUGGCGAGAUGAUCCUCGGCGAAAAGUGCAAAAUCUACUUUGGCAUGGACACGCCCAUCAAAACCAAGGACGAGCAUCUUGCUCUCCCCGACGCCGGGAAACUCUUUUUCAUCAGCCCCCCUCCGAGCCCCCCGCAUGGCUGGGAGAUGAAGAUGGAGGAUGCGCCAAACAAGCUCGUCCACGCGGACGACUUGGCGGCUGCGCUGUCCAAACUGCACCACCAUGCGCCGCCCCAGGCCGAUGACACGCCUGUUCACGAGUCACCCUUGACGCCCGAUGGCGGCGCUCCCAGAAUGAGGAGUCGGAGCUCGACGUUGAUCUAUCAACCUGAGCAGAAGGACAGCCCGCAUAUGCCCGCUGUCGUCGUGGAAGACAUGACCGACGACUUGGAGCUCAAGGAUGAGAAACCAAUUCUGGCUCACACGGCGCGACCGCCCGUGGAGCUGAUGCAUGAUGCCUAGGUGUGCGCACCGCUGUGUCUAUUUUGUGUUGGCGUUUGGAAAGGGGAUGGCUGCCAUGGAGCAUUCGGACUGGAGUUUGAGUUUACCAACGGGAAGAGAGAGCAUCAAUCGUUGUACAUUAGUCUUGUGCUCUCGGGUAUUUCGGUUCAUAGCGCUGCGCAAACCGGGUUACAAUGGCAAUUUAAUGAAGGAAACAUCCUAUCCCGUUUC